Messenger RNA from Lolium rigidum, 558 nucleotides. Its product is annotated as protein TIFY 5-like. Lineage: Eukaryota; Viridiplantae; Streptophyta; Magnoliopsida; Poales; Poaceae. Gene Ontology annotation, biological process: regulation of defense response; response to wounding; regulation of jasmonic acid mediated signaling pathway. The record is from RefSeq and is a predicted model, not a curated record. The transcript is spliced from 3 exons. Gene Ontology annotation, cellular component: nucleus. Bases 1 to 558 code for a protein of 185 amino acids.
AUGCACAGCUAUGCAGGGUUCGCCUGGCUGACCGUCGGGAUGGCGAGAUCCGUCGGCGCUGGGGCUGAAGGCCGCAAGGGAGGCGGAGGAGGCCAGGAGGCCAUGGCGGCGGUUGAUGGGACGGCGGCGGCGAGGAGGAGGAGCAUGACCAUAUUCUACAACGGCCGGGUGUGCGCCGUGGACGUCACCGAGCUCCAGGCAAGGACUAUCAUAACCAUGGCGAACCACCAGAUUCUGACCGAGCAGCAGCAGCAGCGCAUGGACAGCGAUCGCCACCUGCAGGACAGUAGCAGCAGCACCAGCAGCAACAGUGCCGCCGCGCACUGCGGUGGUCAUCAGAAUACAAAGCCGCCGCCGGCGCCGCAACGUUCUCCUCCAAGGCUGGCACCUCCUCCAGGACUAACUGCGGCGGGGGUGGCGCCGGUGAUUAGCCAGGCGGCAGCGGCGGAGCUGUCGAUGAAGCGGUCGUUGCAGCAGUUCCUGCAGAAGCGGAAGACCAGGGUCGCCGCAGCGGGGUCACCGUACGCCGGCGGCCGGCAGGCGGCGACGCACUCCUAG